AUGAAAGCUGUGUUAUAUUACCCAGGAGUGCUGACCGCUUCUUUCUCUCCUCCUCCCCCUCUCUCUCCCCCCUCUCCCCUCAUCCCUCUGUUCCCAGGCUGCGGAAAGGCCGGCUCGUGGACGCUGACCAGGGGGGGCAGCGGUAAAGAUGGAUCUCCAAUCCGUGGCGUUCGGAGCCUCCCCCCGGGGACGCCGCUGCCUGUCGUGCGGCCUGGCGGGCUGCUGACCUACCGCUCCGGUGAUUUAUGGCGACUGGAGGCCACCGCGGACCCCCACCUCCUCACUACCUCCGCCGGGACACCCCUCCUCUGCCGCCGCUCCCCAAGACACUGCAUCAUCGGCGGAGGAAGCACUCACGCCUCGGGCUGGACGGAGAUUAAACGCUUCCAUAAAGUUUGUGGCGCGUCACGUGUGCGUUAG
Messenger RNA from Knipowitschia caucasica, 420 nucleotides. The record is from the annotation of a GenBank genome assembly. NCBI's taxonomy places the organism in Eukaryota, Metazoa, Chordata, Actinopteri, Gobiiformes, Gobiidae.